This is a messenger RNA of Perca flavescens (yellow perch), 2475 nucleotides long. It is a transcript of the gene brf1b, whose product is annotated as BRF1 general transcription factor IIIB subunit b. NCBI's taxonomy places the organism in Eukaryota, Metazoa, Chordata, Actinopteri, Perciformes, Percidae. Gene Ontology annotation, cellular component: nucleus; transcription factor TFIIIB complex; transcription preinitiation complex. Gene Ontology annotation, molecular function: RNA polymerase III general transcription initiation factor activity; RNA polymerase III type 3 promoter sequence-specific DNA binding; TBP-class protein binding. The coding region runs from base 253 to 2475 and encodes 740 amino acids. The transcript has 19 exons. The record is from RefSeq and is a predicted model, not a curated record. Gene Ontology annotation, biological process: transcription preinitiation complex assembly; transcription by RNA polymerase III; DNA-templated transcription initiation.
AGGAAGAAAACAAACCGAUCGGUCAAGACAAACCAACCAGCAACCAAACAAUGAUCCGUUUCAUUGAUCAGUGAUCGGUUAUUUAAAGAAUAAAACGUUAAAAUAAACGGUAACAUGUCUGUCCGACCGGAGAACUAAAUGGAUUCUACCGGACAUUAAAUCUGGAGACACCAACGGCUCUACCGUGUUUCUAACCGCCAAACUGGUCUCCGUUGUUCUCUACUAGCGGCUGCGUGACCUCUGACCCCCACCAUGAGCUCCCGAGUGUGCAGGACGUGCGGGGGGGCAGAUAUCGACGUGGACCAGGCUCGGGGCAGCGCCGUGUGCACCGGCUGUGGCUCGGUUCUGGAGGACAACAUCAUCGUCUCCGAGGUCCAGUUUGUGGAGGGAAGCGGAGGAGUUUCAUCUGCCGUGGGACAGUUCGUCUCCGCUGACGGUCCAGUUAAAGCUCCUCUUCUUGGUUCUGGGUUUCACACCAGCGUUGGGAAAGAGUCCCGGGCCCAGACGCUGCAGGGGGGUAAGCGUCAGAUCCAGCACCUCGGCUCCCAGCUGCAGCUGAAUCAACAUUGUCUCGACACGGCCUUCAACUUCUUCAAGAUGGUGGUCAGCAAACACCUGACGCGCGGGCGCAAGACGGAGCACGUCAUCGCCGCCUGCCUCUACCUGGUGUGUCGCACCGAGGGGACGCCUCACAUGUUGCUGGACCUGAGCGACCUGCUGCAGGUGAACGUUUACAUCCUGGGAAAAACCUUCCUGCUGUUGGCUCGAGAGCUCUGCAUCAACGCUCCCGCCAUCGACCCGUGCCUGUACAUCCCGCGGUUCGCCCACAUGUUGGAGUUCGGUGUGAAGACCCACGAGGUUUCCAUGACGGCGCUGCGUCUGGUGCAGAGGAUGAAGAGGGACUGGAUGCACACGGGACGAAGGCCCUCAGGGCUCUGUGGAGCAGCUCUGCUGGUCGCCGCUCGGAUGCACAAGUUUCGGCGGACGGUGAAAGACGUGAUCAGCGUGGUGAAGGUCUGCCAGACCACCCUGAGGAAGAGACUAACAGAGUUUGAGGACACGCCCACCAGUCAGCUGACUAUCGAUGAGUUCAUGAAGGUGGAUCUGGAGCAGGAGUGUGACCCCCCAUCCUUCACCGCCGCGCAGCACAAAGUCAAGAUGCAGCAGCUGGAACACGAACUGGCCAGGAAACUGGACGAAGUGGAGGGAGAGAUCAGCUGCUACAAAGACGAGAUCGAGACAGAGCUGGAGAAGAGCCGACCCAAGCUCAGAGGAAUCUAUGCCGCCUACGCCAAAGAAAUUGACCCCGAGGGCGUGGAGGUUGCAUCCUCGCUGUCUGAACCCGAGGCGGCGCCAGAGGGCGAAGAGGACGAGCUGCGAGCUGCCGCCGAUCACCUGACGCAGAACUUCCUGUGUCAGGUGAUCCAGGAGGAGGAGGGGCGGGGCCAGAAGAUGGGGGAGGGGUUAGAGAUGGAGGGGGCAGGACCAGAGAGGGAGGAGGCAGGGCUAGACAUGGAGGGGGCAGGACCAGAGAGGGAGGAGGCAGGGCUAGACAUGGAGGGGGCGAGACCAGAGAGGGAGGAGGCAGGGCUAGACAUGGAGGGGGCGAGACCAGAGAGGGAGGAGGCAGGGCUAGACAUGGAGGGGGCGGGACCUCAGCGCCAGGCUGUCCCGCUGGCUGACAUCCUGGGGAACCUGGCCAGUCUCCAACAGACCUUCCAGACCUUCAGCGAGACCGGAGAGAAACCAGACGAUGAGCAGUCGGAGAGCGGCGAGCUGGACCUGAUGGGGAUCGACGACCACGAGAUAGAAAAGUACAUCCUGAAUGAGCGGGAGGUUGAGGUGAAGACAGAGCUAUGGAUGAAACAGAACGAGGAAUACCUGAAGGAGCAGAAAGAGAAAGAAGACAGGAUACAGAAAGAGAAAGAACAGGGGACGUACAAAGAGAAGCCGAAGAAGAAGAAGAAGAAAGUGCCGGUGGCGGCGUUGACGGCGGGCGAGGCGAUCGAGAGGAUGUUGGAGAAGAAGAAGAUCUCCAGUAAGAUCAACUACGACGUCCUGCGGGACCUGAACAGCCGCGGGACAGGAAGUGGGGGGGGCAGCAGUCCCAGCAGGUCAAACGCCGAGGUCGACCCCCCCACGGCCGCCGCCGCCGCGAAACGCCUCAACCGCCGCCGCCGCAGGAAGAACAGCGACGCUAACAGAGACCUCGCGGCUAACGCUAGCAUCAUGGGGAAGAGGGUGCGCCUCCUCCUGUCCUCCACGUCUAAGAAGAAGAAAACGGCGCUCCAGGCAGAAAACCCCGUCACCGUGGCAGCAGCUGAGGUGACCUCUUACCCCUCCCCCCCGCCGGCCGGCGCCGUGGUGGAGGCGGAGGAAGAGGAGGAGGAAGAGGAGGUGGUGGUGGAGGAGGAGUGCGUCAGCGCUCUGCAGCUCGUCGGAGAUUAUGGCUGUGAGGAAGAGGAAGUCUUCUAG